AUGUGGCACUUUACUAUGUCUGUGUUCCUGAUAGAGUUAUAUGGACACAACCUUCUUCUAACAGCAGUGUUUGGCCUAGUGGUGACUGGAUCUGUAUUAAUAUUUGGGGUCUUAAUUGGUGGCUGGAUUGACAGGAAACCAAGAAAUAAAGUGGCUCAUGCCUCGCUCUUCAUUCAGAGCUCUGUCACUGCCUGCUGCGUGGUCCUGAUGCUCGUGUUCUCCUACAGGAGGGAGGUGGAGCGAAUCUGGCCUGGCUGGCUCACAGUGGCCUGCUACACAGUGGUGAUCACCCUGGCAGCUGUGGCAAACCUGGCUGGCACAGCACUGACCAUCACUAUUCAGAGGGACUGGAUUGUGACCCUCACAGAUGACAACAGAGGUCAACUUGCAGGCAUGAAUGCAGCAGUCCGGCAGCUGGACCAGGUCACCAGUAUAUUUGCCCCCCUGUCUGUGGGCCAGGUGAUGACAUGGGUAUCUCAUGUGAUUGGUUGUGGCUUUAUUCUUGGAUGGAACAUAGUUUCGCUUCUUGUAGAGUUUCUAUUUCUGUCCAGGGUUUAUCAACUAGUUGCCCAAUUGGCUAUAAAAACCCAGCAGCACACAGGGGAGCACUUCCUACAAAGGCAGCAGGAGGCUGUGGACAUCCAAGGUAAAAUGGAGUUUUGGGAAACCACCAAUAGAUUCAUCAACAAAUCCAGAACUUUGGAAAAACCAAAGGAGCACAAUUCUAAUCUUGAAGAACAACGGAUAACAGCCAAAGUUUUCUCUGCCUGCCAAACACCCGCAGGCUGCUCGGCACAUGCCGGGAGGGAUGGGAAAUGUAUUGCAGACAGACUGUCUUCCUGGCUGGCCUAG
Messenger RNA from Nannospalax galili (Upper Galilee mountains blind mole rat), 852 nucleotides. RefSeq names its product solute carrier family 40 member 1-like. NCBI's taxonomy places the organism in Eukaryota, Metazoa, Chordata, Mammalia, Rodentia, Spalacidae. Gene Ontology annotation, cellular component: membrane. Gene Ontology annotation, molecular function: iron ion transmembrane transporter activity. The record is from RefSeq and is a predicted model, not a curated record. Gene Ontology annotation, biological process: iron ion transmembrane transport.